This is a messenger RNA of Helianthus annuus (common sunflower), 1241 nucleotides long. RefSeq names its product biotin carboxyl carrier protein of acetyl-CoA carboxylase, chloroplastic. Gene Ontology annotation, biological process: fatty acid biosynthetic process. The record is from RefSeq and is a predicted model, not a curated record. Gene Ontology annotation, molecular function: acetyl-CoA carboxylase activity. The transcript has 7 exons. Gene Ontology annotation, cellular component: acetyl-CoA carboxylase complex. NCBI's taxonomy places the organism in Eukaryota, Viridiplantae, Streptophyta, Magnoliopsida, Asterales, Asteraceae. Bases 96 to 935 code for a protein of 279 amino acids.
UUUUUAAAAUUUUUUUAUGCCAACAUGAUUAACUAGACCUAACUGAACCAAAACCUCCUCCGUUGAACUCGACCUGAACCUAAUUCUUCAUAUCAAUGGCGUCGUUUGCUGUUCAUUCGCCCAAAACAUCGGCUGUGUUCGCGUUUCAGCGAAACAGGCGCAGUGCUGAGCACGGCCAAAACUCUGGUGUUCAUUUCAAAUGGAGUUUGAAAUCCAACACUGCUUUCAUUGCUGGAACUCCCCCUCUAGGGUUUACGGCAUCAAAGAAGUAUGAGAAAAAUGGUAUGGCAAUAUCUGCUCAGCAUAAAAAGGUAAUAUUUUAUUGUUGCCUUCAGAAAUCAAAUUCUUCACCAUCUUCUGAAAAGUCGGUGGAAUCAACUUCAUCAGAAAUCACAAUUCCCGAUGCUGCAUCAGUGUCUGCAUUAAUGAAUCAAGUGGCAGAGCUUGUUCGGCUUGUGGAUUCACGAGACAUUGUGGAGCUGGAACUAAAGCAACAGGGCUGUGAAGUUGUGAUAAGAAAGAAGGAAGCUUUGCCGCUACCACCACCACCGCCAGCAUCUCCUAUGGUUAUGAUGCAAUCACCGCAACCCCAGGCUAUGUAUCAAUCACAACCACCGCCACCACCACCACCACCGACAGCAGCAGCGGCACUAGCAGCUCCUUCUGCACCAGCAACCCCUGCAAAGCCAAAGUCUUCCCAUCCUCCGUUAAAAUCCCCCAUGGCUGGAACCUUCUAUCGUUCUCCUGCACCAAACGCACCCCCUUUUGUCAAGGUUGGAGACAAGGUUAAAAAAGGUCAAGUUGUCUGCAUUAUUGAGGCAAUGAAGUUGAUGAAUGAGAUUGAGGCUGAUCAAUCUGGAACGGUAGUUGACAUUCUUGCUGAGGAUGGAAAACCAGUUAGUCUGGAUAUGCCUCUACUUGUUAUCGAGCCAUGAGGGAAAAUCCGUCAAGGACCGACUAGCUUAGGUUGCAACACAUUAUUUUUGUACAACUCAUGUAAGAAAACACAACUAACCAUUUGAAAUGAGGACCAUCUGAUCUAUCAUGAUUCUAACCAUAUUGGAUCAUAUGUCAAACUCAAAUCAUGGUAUGACAACGCCUCUGUAAUGUGUUCUUGUAAGCUACAAAUGGGUAGAAAAGAUGAAGUAUGUUUGUUAUGAUGGGUAAACUUGGUAUCCUAUCUUUAAGUCAAUUGUGUUUUCCUUGAUCAACGGAAUGGAAAUCAAUUAUCUUUUGGUUGA